AGCACGCUCUGCUUUGAUGGAGGCCUGCACUAGUUGGCUGCGUGCAGAGUCCAGCUGGUCACGUGAGACUGGCACGCCCGUUGGCUGGCCAGCUAGCCUCUUCCUUCCUUAGGCCGAGGUGAGGCACCGCCUCCGUUCCGUGGCUCCCUCCCGGGUGUGUAUCAGGAGCCGAAGAAUAGCCAACUCAGGGUUCCUUCAGCAGCCAGUGGCUUUGCUGCACAAGGCACUGGACUGAAUUCUGGAGCUGCUGCUGCUGCAUUUGGAUUUGUGCUGUCGCUAGAUCAGACUUCGGAGAUCACACAAGAUAACAAAUAGGCUGGGUGGUGGAAGUGGAAAUGCAGGAACCAUUAUAAGAAGCUUUUCUGAUCAAAGUGGAUCUAACUGGAGACUGGCUGGAUUUGCAACUCUAUGGUGGCUCGCCUUUCCCCCCUUCCUUUUCCCAGUUGGAUUACUUCGGAAACUUUGCUGAAAAGAAGUGUUGGGUUUCCACGCCCUGGCCCUGUUCGAGAAACUGCCUGCCUUUCAUGGAUUUGUGCCCCCUUCUGGGUAUUGUGUUUGCGCCGGCUGUCUGCAAGCCUAGGAAUUUCCAGGAGGGGCCUCUGUUGUGGAUUGUUUUUGUUUCUAUGGAGAAACGCAAUGAGCUGUUUUACUCCUGAUGACUGGGAAAUCCGCCUUCAGUUUUUUGUAUGCGUGGAAAGGAGUACUCGAUACAUGUCUGCCAGGAAAUAAAAGCAACAAAAGAAAAGAAAUGAGUCGCCAGACUGCCACAGCACUUCCUACAGGUACCUCCAAGUGUACACCGUCCCAGAGGGUACCUGCCUUGACGGGCACCACUGCUUCCAACAAUGACUUGGCCAGCCUCUUUGAGUGUCCCGUCUGUUUUGACUAUGUACUGCCACCCAUCCUCCAGUGCCAAAGCGGCCACCUGGUCUGUAGCAAUUGUCGCCCCAAGCUCACGUGCUGCCCAACUUGCCGAGGGCCAUUGGGUUCUAUUCGCAAUUUGGCUAUGGAAAAAGUUGCCAACUCUGUACUCUUUCCUUGUAAAUAUGCAUCCUCUGGCUGUGAGAUAACUUUGCCACAUACCGAGAAAGCUGACCACGAAGAGCUUUGUGAAUUUAGGCCUUACUCUUGUCCCUGCCCCGGUGCGUCUUGUAAGUGGCAGGGCUCUCUGGAUGCUGUCAUGCCACACCUCAUGCACCAACAUAAAUCAAUAACGACGCUACAGGGAGAAGAUAUUGUUUUCCUUGCUACAGACAUUAAUCUUCCGGGAGCUGUUGACUGGGUUAUGAUGCAGUCUUGUUUUGGCUUUCACUUCAUGUUAGUGCUGGAGAAACAGGAAAAAUACGACGGUCACCAGCAGUUCUUUGCAAUCGUACAGUUGAUAGGAACGCGGAAACAAGCGGAAAAUUUUGCUUACCGCCUUGAGCUAAAUGGUCACAGGCGGCGAUUGACUUGGGAAGCAACUCCACGAUCAAUUCAUGAGGGGAUAGCAACUGCCAUUAUGAAUAGUGACUGUUUAGUUUUUGACACCAGCAUCGCACAGCUUUUUGCAGAGAAUGGCAACUUAGGUAUUAAUGUGACAAUUUCAAUGUGCUGAAACCCCAAUCUGACAUUUUCAGGGCCAGUGUCUAAAAAAAAAAAAAGAAACAAAACCUCAACCCAGUCCACUGCAUUCAGUUUCGCCAAAACCGUGGUAAACAUCUGACUGCUAGAUGUGAACAAUUGGGAGGGAGAGGCUAGCAUAAAUGAAGGUAAAUUAAUGGGAAGACUGUUCAAGUGCAGAUAACAGUUGCAUGUAAUAACACUAAUAUAUUUAAAGUGAGUCAGCAGUAAACCACUGAAUAUAUAUAUAUAUAUGUGUGUGUGUGUAUGUAUAUAUAUAUAUAUAUAUAUAAUUAUAUUAUAUAUAUACCCAAAAUGGGCAUCCUUUUGUAUUAAGAAUUGAUUCUAUGAAAAGUGCUGUAAAAUAAUUCUAAACUUCUUUGUAGAUUAAUUGUACUUUUGAAAAGGAUACUGUUUUGUGUUUCAUUUGUGUUUCUUUUGACUGACAAGCCAUGCAAGGCGGUCUAGGGUUUGACCGCUGUUUCUCCCCCUCUUCCUUCUUCUUCUUUCUCCCUUGCUUCUUUUCCUCCCAAGUCACUACAUAGUAUUGCUGCUGUUCUUGUAUAAAUUUUCUGUGUAUUUGCUAAUUUUUAUUAACUUCUAGUUUUUCAUUAAAUAAAUGACUUUUCUUUCCUGUGA
Molecule: messenger RNA, 2241 nt
Organism: Candoia aspera
Lineage: Eukaryota; Metazoa; Chordata; Lepidosauria; Squamata; Candoiidae
Gene: SIAH1
Product: siah E3 ubiquitin protein ligase 1
Exons: 2
Coding region: 656-1597 (313 amino acids)
Biological process (GO): proteasome-mediated ubiquitin-dependent protein catabolic process; multicellular organism development
Cellular component (GO): cytoplasm
Molecular function (GO): zinc ion binding; ubiquitin conjugating enzyme binding; ubiquitin protein ligase activity
Source: RefSeq, a predicted model, not a curated record